This is a messenger RNA of Aquila chrysaetos chrysaetos, 1558 nucleotides long. It is a transcript of the gene SMIM3, whose product is annotated as small integral membrane protein 3. Bases 495 to 674 code for a protein of 59 amino acids. NCBI's taxonomy places the organism in Eukaryota, Metazoa, Chordata, Aves, Accipitriformes, Accipitridae. The record is from RefSeq and is a predicted model, not a curated record. The transcript has 2 exons.
CAAAAACAAAACAUCCCCGUGUCGUGGGAUCAGCGCAAAAGCGUGAGGUCUCCGAAUACCGUGUUGCGCUCUGCGUCCAGAGCUUGCAUCAGCAAACCACCUCCGGUUUGCUCCUAGGCACGCCGCCCAAGCAUCCGUUGCGGCCUGGCCCGCGGCAUCGCUCCCCCGUCCUCGCCCCGGUUCACCCGUCCCCGCGCAGCGCCUGGUGUCAGCCCGUGGCCUCCGCCCCGCCGCUUGCCCGUGCGGCUCCAGAGGAAACCCCUGCCUGCGAGGAUCCGCCGCCGCUCGCGAUAAAAACCCCACGUGCUUUUUAUCCGACGGCAGCAGCUGGAGGGGGACGCGUUCUUGGGGAGGCAGGGAGGAGGCUGCCCGCCAGCCGCCUGUGCGCUGCUUCUGGGGGAGCGGGGAGCUGCGUGCCUGGAGGCCGGGGGUGUCUGAGAGCAUGUGGUAGUGGUUUCCGCCACUGGGAAUGCGGCACGUUUCCCCAGGAAAGGAUGGACCUCCCUGAUCCAGCAGAUCUCGUCACUCUCCCCAAGCACAUCCUGGACAUCUGGGUCAUCGUCUUGAUCAUCCUGGCCACCAUCCUCAUCAUGACGGCCCUGGUGCUCUGCCCGGCCACUGCCGUCAUCAUCUACCGGGUACGGACUCACCCCACGCGCAACGGCAUCGUGUGAGGCGGAGGCGACGAGAGAUGGCCGGCUUGCCGGGCAGGGGGCCACAGCCGUGGGAUCCUGUGCCAGAGACCCCGUAGAGCCCGAUGGGGUACCCCGAGAGCUGGGGAGAGAUGGGCAGGAGCCGGGGUGGGCCAGCACCCAGGCGCCUGCCCCUGUACCUGGCUCUUGCCGGGUGAACCCACUGCCUCCCAUUUACCCACCGAGCUCACGGGGACCCGUCGGGGAGAUGGCGGCCUGGGCACCAGCAGGGAGAUGUGUGACUUUGCGGAUGUGUCCAGCUAGAACCGACUUGCUCCCAUGAGGCAGGCAGGCUGGUCUCGCCUUUGCUGGCGACCCUGUCUCCUCCCAGGCAAGCAGCAAGGAGUGGAAAUGCCCAGCAAAGUUUUUUCUUCUUUGGAGUCCCAGCUGUCAGGAUGUUUGGGAAAGAAGGGUCAAAGCAAGAUGGAUAUGGCUUCUGGUUGUGCAUUCAGAGACUCAGCUAAAAGCAUCGGUGACAGAGCCCAUCCUGGCUGCGCAGCAGACGUGCAGCUGGCAGCGGCUUCUCCUCUAUCAGAUAACUGCUGAAACUGUACGAAAAAUCUAUGGGGCGCUCAGUUCCUCUGGGUCUCGCGGGGCAGAGGGGUGCGGGCAGCUCCUGCCAGCCUGCCUGCCUGCCUGCCUGCACGCUGGCUGUGCUUGGUGCCCCUGCCCGUGGCGAGGGCUCCUGCCAAUGGCGAGGGCUCCUGCCGCUCGCCUGGCACGGCGGCCCUGUUGGGGGGGGGUCUGUGCACCCCUUGCCUGGGCUGGCAAAGCGGGAGGAGUAGAGGGGUUCGUGCUCAGGCAGUGGCAAGGGACCAUGUAAGCUCUUACAUUGCCCCGGCUAUGAAAUAAAUGGACUUUAUACA